AAAAUAAAAAAGUAUGAACUUAUGAAGUAUCGUGACACGCACAUCUCAUCCUAAUAAGUACGGUGGAGUGAGUAAUCAAAUUAUUUGGAGAAACGGAAGAAGAAUCGUUUCAGGCUGUGGAGACCGGAGGAGGAGGAGCAACCGCCUUUUAGCAGAGCAAUUCAUGGAAAAAUCACUCUGAUCGACUCAGCUACUCUCAGAAUCGCACACACUGUUGCUUCUACAAUGGAUUCCGUUCCUUAUUUCGACGGAAACAUCCACAAUAUUCUCGAUACUCGACACCUUCUUCAUCCUCGCCACGAUGUUAAUCAGAGUUUGCAGACACACUCCUCUUUGAUUCGAAGACUUUCUCAAGAAAAAGAGUUAGAGGGACAUCUUGGUUGUGUCAAUACUAUUGCUUGGAAUUCAAAAGGUUCAUUAUUGAUAUCCGGAUCAGAUGAUACACGGAUGAAUAUUUGGAGCUAUUCCGGGCAGAAGCUAUUGCAUUCAAUUGACACUGGACAUACUGCAAAUAUAUUCUGUACUAAGUUCAUACCAGAAACUUCUGAUGAUCUUGUUGCAUCUGGAGCUGGAGAUGCUGAAGUUCGGUUAUUCAAUAGGUCUCGCAUAAGUGGGAAUGGACUCAAUGAUAUUCCCAUUGUUCCAUCGGCACUUUACCAAUGCCACACUCGUAGAGUCAAGAAAUUGGCUGUUGAAAAUGGAAAUCCCAAUGUGGUAUGGAGUGCCAGUGAAGAUGGAACCUUAAGACAACACGAUUUCCGGGAAGGUACCUCUUGUCCUCCUGCAGGAUCUCCACACCAAGAGUGUCACAGUGUCCUACUUGACUUACGGAAUGGAGCUAAAAGGUCCCUUGCUGAUCCUCCUAAACAAGUCCUUGCUUUAAAAUCUGUUGAUAUAAGUUCAACUAGACCUCAUUUGCUCCUUGUUGGCGGGAGUGAUGCCUUUGCACGUCUGUAUGAUAGAAGGAUGCUACCACCUCUAAGCUCCUGUGGGAAAAGAAUGCCUCCACCUCCUUGUGUUAAUUAUUUCUGCCCAAUGCAUCUUUCUGAUCGUGGACAUCCAAGUUUGCACUUAACUCAUGUUACAUUUAGUCCUGAUGGAUCUGAGGUUCUCCUUAGCUAUAGUGGAGAGCAUGUUUACUUGAUGAAUGUAAAUAAUGCUGGAGCGAAUGAGGUGCAAUAUACUUCAGGAGAUGUUUCAAAGCUGACGACUUACUCUCCAAUAGUUAAUGGGGUAGAGUUGCAGCCUUUUGUGUCAAAUGUCUUCCCAAAUGGUUUCAAUACUAAAAAGAACAUCGCUGCCAAGCUUGACAAGUGUAGGAAGCUAAUAAAAUAUGCUAAGAAGUCAUUGGAGGAGGGGGCACCCUAUUAUGGAAUUGAGGCAUGUAAUGAAGUUUUGAAUGGCUACAAUCAUAUUAUUGGGCCUGCACUAAAACAUGAAUGCUUGUGUACUCGUGCUGCACUAUUGCUUAAGAGGAAGUGGAAAAAUGAUGCUCAUAUGGCUAUAAGAGACUGCCACACUGCUAGGAAAAUCGAUAAAUCUGCAUAUAAACCACUUUACUACAUGUCAGAAGCAUUGUCUCAGUUGGGAAAACACAAAGAAGCUUUGGAUUUUGCUGUUGCUUCCCAGUCGCUGGCCCCAUCCAAAUCUGAAGUUGCUGAAAGAGUGGAGAAGGUGAAGAAGGAUAUUGUUCUAGCUGAAACUGAAAAAAAUAGUAAGACAAAUGAUGGAGCGUCAAGGAUUGACGGAAGAGGUGGAAGAAUGCUAUCAUUAAGCGACAUUCUCUACCGAUCUGAGGCUAAUAGUGAUACUUCACAAGAUGGUCCGAGAUCUGACAGGGAUGAUUCUGAUUAUGACGAGGAAAUGGAGUUGGGCUUUGAAACAUCAAUAUCUGAUGACGAGGAACAUGAUUCUGAUUCAAAUAUUCUUCAUGGGAAUUUGAAUCUUAGAAUUCAUCGAAGAGGUGACUCGACGGAAAACGUUGGUGCAAGUGGCUCGUGCGAAUCACCCUCGUCGUCAUCAUCACAGAAUGGUAGAGCGUCAUACCAGCCUGAAGCGGCCAUUGAUAUGAAGCAGAGAUUUAUUGGGCACUGCAAUGUGGGGACUGAUAUAAAACAGGCCAAUUUUCUUGGUCAAAGAGGUGAAUAUGUUGCCAGCGGAAGUGAUGAUGGCAGAUGGUUUAUUUGGGAAAAGCGGACUGGUAGACUUAUGAAAAUAUUGAGUGGCGACGAAUCUGUUGUAAAUUGCGUACAAUGUCAUCCAUUUGAUUUUGUUGUGGCAACCAGUGGAAUUGAUAGCACAAUAAAGAUAUGGACUCCAAGUGCUCCUGUUCCAUCUUCUGUAGCUGGUGGUUCUGCAGGACCAGAAACUGGUGAUGUGUUGGUUGCUAUGGAGAAUAAUCAACAAAAGUUAUCCCGUAAUAGGGAUUCAAUCCUGCCCUUUGAACUCUUAGAACCAUUUAGAAUGCACGAGUUUCCUGAAGGAUCACUACGCUUGCGCCCUUUUGAAUGUGCCCAAAGCUAAAGAUUCACUAAUUUUCACCAGCUGUUAACCGGAAAUCCUUUAAAAAUAACAGAAUCUAAGAAUAGGAAUUCUUAGUUGCCAACGAACAUGCAUAUGGUCGACAAAUUGAAUUGACUGUACUGCUGUCCAAAUGUCAACCGGGGAUGUUUACCAUUUCUUGGAAGUUCAUGUGUUUUAGGGCAUUUUUAUGUUUGUAUUUAUUGAAUUGUAGAGUUAUUUUUGUCCUUUUGUACCAUCUCAUGUGCUAUGUUCGGGGGAACCUGUGAAUCUAGAUCAAGAUGAUCAAGCUGGGAGCUAUUAUCUGUUGUAGGAGCUUUGACCAUGGGAGUCAUUUUGAAGAGAAUAAGUUGGAACAUCGAAGUAAAUGAUGGGUAUUAUCUGGAAUUUCUUAUAGUAAACAGUAUUUUCCCGAAUUUAUAUCCAACGAUAUCGUUGAUUUUUUAAAUAUGUACAGAUUUACCAAUUGCCAUGUUUGCUGAUAUAAUGUGUAUAGCAGUCAAUAUUAUUAGAAUUAAUCUAAGUAUAUAGAGCUUUUUGUAGUUUAAA
Messenger RNA from Trifolium pratense (red clover), 3069 nucleotides. RefSeq names its product protein ALTERED SEED GERMINATION 2. Gene Ontology annotation, cellular component: cytoplasm; Cul4-RING E3 ubiquitin ligase complex. Gene Ontology annotation, molecular function: protein binding. Gene Ontology annotation, biological process: negative regulation of fatty acid biosynthetic process. Bases 226 to 2523 code for a protein of 765 amino acids. NCBI's taxonomy places the organism in Eukaryota, Viridiplantae, Streptophyta, Magnoliopsida, Fabales, Fabaceae. The transcript is spliced from 20 exons. The record is from RefSeq and is a predicted model, not a curated record.